AUCUUAAAUUAAUAUUACAGAUUUUUAGUGCAAGGAAACUCAAAUUAUAAGCCAAGAUGGUGUUAGCCGAUUUAGGACGCAAGAUUACUUCAGCCCUCAAGUCCCUCAAUAAUGCCACAAUCAUUAAUGAGGAUGUGCUCAAUGAUCUGCUGAAGGAGAUCUGUGCUGCACUACUUGAAUCUGAUGUUAAUAUACGCUUAGUGAAGCAGCUCAGAGAAAAUGUGCGCUCAGCCAUUGAUUUUGAUGAGAUGGCUGGCGGCCUCAACAAGCGCCGGAUGAUCCAGACUACUGUCUUCAAGGAGCUUGUUAAGCUUGUGGACCCAGGAGUGAAGCCUCAUGUUCCUAUAAAGGGGCAUCCCAACGUUAUCAUGUUUGUUGGUCUCCAGGGUUCUGGUAAGACAACAACUUGUACAAAACUUGCAUAUUACUAUAUGAAGAAAGGAUGGAAGACCUGCCUUGUUUGUGCCGACACCUUCCGAGCUGGUGCUUUUGAUCAGGUGAAGCAAAACUGUACCAAGGCUCGCAUACCCUUCUAUGGCAGUUACACAGAAGUUGACCCAGUUGUAAUAGCUAUGGAUGGUGUUGAACAGUUCAAGAAAGAGGGCUUUGAAAUCAUCAUCAUCGAUACAUCUGGUCGUCAUAAACAGGAAGAUUCUCUGUUUGAAGAGAUGUUGCAAAUCUCAAAUGUCUGCAAACCUGACAACAUUAUUUUUGUGAUGGAUGCCAGUAUUGGACAGGCUUGUGAGUCUCAAGCACGAGCCUUCAAGGAAAAAGUAGAUGUUGGUUCUGUCAUCAUCACCAAACUAGAUGGACAUGCCAAGGGUGGAGGGGCUUUGUCUGCUGUUGCAGCCACUCAGUCCCCUAUCAUUUUUAUAGGUACUGGUGAACACAUUGACAACUUUGAAGAAUUCAAGACCAAGCCAUUCAUCUCUAAACUUCUGGGCAUGGGAGACAUUGAGGGUCUUAUUGAAAAGGUGAAUGACCUAAAACUAGAAGACAAUGAAGCUCUCAUCAAGAAGCUCCAGCAUGGCCACUUUACCCUCAGAGACAUGUAUGAGCAAUUCCAGAAUGUGAGGAAGAUGGGUCCCAUGUCACAGAUUAUGAAUAUGCUUCCUGGGUUCAGCACAGACUUCCUGACUAAGGGAGGUGAGCAGGAGAGUAUGGCACGGCUGAAGCGGCUCAUGACCAUCAUGGACAGCAUGACAGAUGAAGAGCUGGACAGUCUUGAUGGCAACAAGCUCUUCCAGAAGCAGGGGAGUCGAAUCAGUAGAGUGGCACGAGGAGCUGGAGUGAUGGAGAUUGAGGUGAAGGACCUCCUUAAUCAGUAUGCCAAGUUUGCACAGAUGGUCAAAAAAAUGGGAGGAAUGAAGGGUCUCUUCAAGGCAGGAGGUGACAUGUCCAAAAAUGUGAACCAGAUGCAAAUGAACCAGCUUAAUCAGCAAAUGGCCAAGAUGAUGGAUCCUCGUGUGCUGCAGCAGAUGGGAGGCUUCAAGGGCCUAGAGUCCAUGAUGAAGCAACUUCAGCAAGGGGGUGGGCCCAUGGGCAUGGGCAAAAAUCCUUUUAAGUGAAAACCCACCACUUCCUUUUCCCCAGUUUUGUAUGAUAUUGAUAUUCCAUUUUAACUGCUGAGUCAACAUCACAAUUUAUUUUUUCAUGUGAAAUCUUCCCUUUUACAAAUCUGUAUUAAUCCUUCCAGAAUAUAUUAUUCUAAAAAUAUAGAUGAGAAGUUUUCUCAGAAUGUAAAAUAUGAAGAGAAGGAUCUUUAAUGCCUUUUUUCAGGUUAUUUGAUUCUAGGCAAUACAAAUUUGUUUUUCAUUCUUAUUGUUAUUGGGAGACAGCUCAUUAAAUUAAGUUCCACAGUACAUCAAUCAAUGAUGUUUGUUGCAUCUGCACAUUUAGAUGAAAAAUAUAAAUAAAUAAGAGGGUUGUGUAACUUUCUACUUUCAGCCAUGUAGAACAGUUUCCAGUAAAAGUUGAAAGUAUAACUGGCAACAACAAUAGAACAGAAAUCGACAAUUGCUGUCCUGCAUGUCUCCAACUCAGAUAAUGAAAAGGAAAUAAACAGAGUCAUAUAUAUAUAUAUAUAUAUAUAUAUAUAUAUAUAUAUAUAUAUAUAUAUAUAUAUAUAUAUAUAUAUAUAUAUAUAUAUAUAUAUAUAUAUAUAUAUAUAUAUAUUUGAAUAUUAAUAAUAUAUUUAUAAUGGAGUACAAAGAAUGUUUCACAAGACAUGAAGUAUAUAUUUUUUGUGAUAUGACAACAGUUUUUUUUUUUUUUCUACAUGUACAGGUUUCCCUUGGUUAAAUAUGGUUCGGUUUAUAUUUUUCUCUUACAAUCAUUAUGCUUUAAGUACCUCUGCUCGCUUUACAAUCCAUCUGGCUUGCAUUUUAGUUUUACUUUAUGUUGUUUAAGUAUUUGUUUUGACAAAUAAACAGGUAAUAUGUUCUCAUAUUUGCACUGAUAAUGAUUUAAAUACUGCAGUCCAUAUAACAUCAUUAUACAUGUAUUUUGGGGUCUAGGUCACUUGAUAUACGAGUCCAGGAAUGCAUCCCUACUAAUUCUGUUAAACCUUAAGUUUAUUUUACAAUCACUUUUCCAAGAACAUAACCCAAUCAUAAAGUGAGGGAGACAUGUAAUGUUAAGCCCUGCACAUUCAUUUUCAUUCAAUCAAUCAAUUGAUAAGGGCAUGUGUCUGGGGGGCCAUGCCACCUCACCCAUUGCAUGAUGCAAAACCUGGGCCCAUUCCCAGCCUAAGUACCUCAUGGCAGGAAUCGAUCUACUUGCUCAAGCUACAAACUUUGUGGGCAUUCCCUCGGCCUACUCCACUUGGGACUGCUUCUUACAAAAAACUGGUUAACAAAGUUGACUUCUGAGUAGUGUGCCACAUGCCAGACUUGGCAUGCAUAUGCGUGUGGCUGUGCAGUGGCUGCAUCCUCCUGGGUGUUGAGGUCCAGCGGCUGUGUCUGGCUUGGGGCCUGCUUGAGGGAGUGGGGAAGGGGUAGGUGGGGAAAGGAGGCAGGGGGCAGCCUAGUGGCCACAGGGGGUCUGUGGACUACCACAUGCAUCUGGUGCAACAAUGGGGCCAGCAGCAGGUAAAGCCAUGCACCGUACAGACGCUGGAUAUCAGCAUUAUAAGCACCUUUGUCCAUAUUAGCAAGACUUUUCAGUUCCAUCUUGUUGCCACACCUGCAUUGCGUACGGGGAGCGUCCGGGGAAAAACGAUGUUGCCAUAUCUUCGGUAAAUUUGUAUGAAUCACUGAUUUUUAUGUUAUGAAGUUUUGACAACAUGUACAUUCAUUUUAGACAUUCAGCCUCAUUCUAACCCCCACCCCCUCCGGCCCCCAGCAGCCUCCUCUGAAAUUUACAAGCGCUAUUCUGGCGUUAAUUUUUGUUCCACAACAUUAAUUUUAUUAUGGCUAAGGCACUUCAUAAAAUGCUGUUUCCACAUUGUUAGAUUUUUUAUUUUGGCUUUUGUUUUGUUUUUAUAAUUUUUUUUAGAUUUUUUCCCCACUUUUUUUCACCAAGAAAAUAUUGAUAUAAAAUGACAGGUCACAUAUAAAAAAAGAAAAGAAAAAAAAAAGUGAUGUACAGAGGAAAACUGGCUUCAAAAUAGAUUUUGGAAGGGGAAUAACUUUCAUUUUGAGAUACGGGCCUUUAAAGUUUAUUGAUCAAUCUCGCACUUGUUAUAACACAUUGAUGCCUUCCCGGUUGGUAUUCUUUACUGAAUUGCAGUUUUAUCUUUGGUUUGAAGGACUUCGUUUGUCUGAUGGUGUCCUUUUCUUUGAAAUCGAGCCGAAAUGCGAAAAUUAUCUCAUGUAUAUGUCAGCUCUGCUGCCUCCAAGGCCAUUGCAGAUGCUAGUUUCCCACAAGAUACCAUAUAAAUAUUUUUUAGGCUAUUUUCUAAACUGAAACAUGACAAUGUAUGCACCUGUGUAUGAAUAUAUCUUUUUAUUUAUUCAUCUUUAUUUUUUAUCAUUUUUUCGUCCAGCCUUCAGUGCCGGUAGACUUUCUCGAGGGGCCUGAAUGGUAGUCAUUCCUGGCCUGUCAUGGCGCAGGCAAAUGUUUUAGUGAAAUAAGUGAUGAGCGGAGGAGGGUGGGGGGUGGGAAUUCAGCCAUAACUCUUGUCAGUUUUCCUUAUUUCUUCAUGAUAUUUUGCCACAAGGUAGCCGAGGGGUGUACAAAGACGUGUGAUUUUCUCAAUUUUUCCAAUAUUUUUGAAAUAUUAAUGGCGGACGCUUCCCUUAACCCUGUCAGUGCUAAAUCCUUGCCGUGACACCUGAUUGGUUUUGAAUCUCCCGCUCACAACAUUGUAACUUUAUUCCAAUUGGUCCAUGUCAUAUAGCUGGCUGUCUUCUUCUUAGGGCAGGGAAGAAUAUGAGAUUAUGAUGAAAGACAAAAGUGAGGGUGUGGAGGAACUAAUAAAUGGGAGUGAUAACCUAGCCAUGAUGGGGGACUUCAACGGCAAAGAGGAAUGGACAUCAGAGGGAGGUGAGAGGUCAUGGGGAACUACGUUGUUGAAGAUGGCAAUGGAUAACACUGAUACAAUGGAUCAAGGAAAACACAAAAUUUCGAGGGAGUGACAAACCAUCAAGGUUGGAUCUAACAUUUACAUUCUAGGAAGAAGUGAUCAAGUGGUUAUUGAGUUUACAAUGAAAGAUAGAAGAGAAGCCCACAGAAUUUGGAGAUACAAUAUUAUUAUAGAACGGCAAAUUUUGCGCAAAUGAGAAAGUACUUUGAAGAAGUGGACUGGAGUAAUUUCAACAGAGUGUAAUGGCUUUGUGGUAAAGAAUGGGGGUUAUAACAGGCGUGCUGUAAGAGUGGGAAGAGGAUGGUCAACGAGAAUCAGCUGAGUGAGAAGAAAAUUAAUUUUCAAGUCUGUUAGGUAAGGAAGGAUAUAUAAAAAAAAGUGUCUUUGGUCAAAGCAACUUUUCAGUAAGUGAACAUAAAUAAAAUGGGGUAAAUAUACAAAAAAAUAGUACCUAUUUAUAAACAUAACUUUUGUGUAAGUACGAAUAUAUAAAUACAUAUAAAGAAGUUUUUUCAUGUGUAGGAAGAAUAAACUAUAUAGUAGUCCCUGCAAAAUGUGGAUAGUGUGCAUGUGACUCGUCCAUCAUACACACACACUUGCUUACACUAGCUUUAGCAUCACCAUGUCAUGCAAAAGCCUACUCUGAUUACAGAGGAGGUUGUUACCAUUAUGACUUAGCUGAGUAGAAGAGCUUAGUAGUAACAGUUGUUGUAAUAUGCAAUAUGUGAGUUAUUGAAAAAUACAUUUUUUCAAAGAAUACAGGGGUAAAUGCUUGAAGCAGAUGAUGACUUAGGAGCUAAAUGAAAUACACAUAAGACCAUGGAAUUUUUUGUACACAUUGAAAACAACCAAACAAUAUCAGACAUUAAAAAAAAAGAAGAAAAAAAAA
This is a messenger RNA of Eriocheir sinensis (Chinese mitten crab), 5414 nucleotides long. Its product is annotated as signal recognition particle 54 kDa protein-like. Gene Ontology annotation, molecular function: GTPase activity; 7S RNA binding; endoplasmic reticulum signal sequence receptor activity. Gene Ontology annotation, biological process: SRP-dependent cotranslational protein targeting to membrane, translocation; SRP-dependent cotranslational protein targeting to membrane. The record is from RefSeq and is a predicted model, not a curated record. Gene Ontology annotation, cellular component: signal recognition particle, endoplasmic reticulum targeting; cytosol. The coding region runs from base 57 to 1568 and encodes 503 amino acids. The transcript has 10 exons. NCBI's taxonomy places the organism in Eukaryota, Metazoa, Arthropoda, Malacostraca, Decapoda, Varunidae.